This is a messenger RNA of Lycium barbarum (goji berry), 1890 nucleotides long. RefSeq lists its product as uncharacterized. Lineage: Eukaryota; Viridiplantae; Streptophyta; Magnoliopsida; Solanales; Solanaceae. Bases 1 to 1890 code for a protein of 629 amino acids. The record is from RefSeq and is a predicted model, not a curated record. The transcript has 5 exons.
AUGGGGCAACCUACAAGUCUGAACAACAUAGCCAUACCACCUAAGCUGACUCCCGAGCAGUAUGAACAGAUUUGCAAGAUGUUUGAGCAAAAUAAAAGCAAUGGCGGUGGUGCAGCUGCAGCAAAUUCUGUCAACUUAGCAGGUAACAGCAGUGCCCUAUUGGUUACAAAUGAGACACCUGAGUGGAUCAUUGACACAGGGGCUACUAACCACAUGGCAUCUGAUGUGGACUUGUUAAAUAAAAUUACUAUCAUAAAAAAUGAACAUCCAAAGAAAGUAUUCCUACCAAAUGGUGAUAUUUCACAUGUUACCCACACUGGCACCAGCAAUAUUUCAAAUACAAGACACAAGAGUGUUGUAGUAGAAGUUCUUAAUAAAUGCAGUAUUUGUCUUAGUGCUAGACAAACUAGGCUUCCUUUUCCUAACAGUACAUCAGUAACUGUUCCUUUUGAGCUAAUACACAUGGAUCUAGUACAAGCAGAAAAUAGCUAUGCACAUUUGUCUCGUCAAAAACACAGGCACAUACUAGAGAUUACUAGAGUUGUUAGAUUUCAAGGCAACAUACCAUUAAAGUUUUGGGGGCACUAUGUAAAAGCUGCUACCUAUCUCAUAAAUAGAAUGCCAUCAAUUGUUAUUGGCAACAUCUCACCCUAUGAAAAGCUGCAUAGCUGGAAACCUUCACUUAUCCAUUUGAGAGUCCUAGGGUGUCUUUGUCAUGCUAAGAUAGUUCAAGAAACUGAUAAACUGAUGCCUAGAACUAAACAACAGCACCAAGAUGAUCAACCUCAAGCAAAUAAAGAAGUGCAGCCACCUGCACAUCCACAAAAUGAUGCAAUUAUUCAGCAACAACAACCUGUGACAAAUGACACAAGAAAGUCCUCAAGAGGCAAACAUCUACCUAAAUGGAUGAAGGACUUUGUAUCCUUGAAUGUUCAUAAUAGUGUACCCUAUGCUUUAGUAAAUUACAUAUCCUAUGACGACAUGCAUCCUACUUAUCAAAGUGAUAUUGCAACCUUUUCUAAUAUUGUUGAACCUGCUACCUAUGCAAAAGUUGUAAAGGAUCCAAAGUGGAUAGAAGCUAUGCAAGCAGAAAUAACAGCACUUGAAAACAACAAAACCCGAGAGGUUUUUACACUUCCUAAGGAUAAGAAACCAAUUGGAUACAAGUGGAUAUACAAAAACAAUCUUGGCAAUAGCAAAAGCACUGGCACAUCCAUCAAAUGGAUGUGGACAAUGCUUUCCUUCAAGGUGACCUUUAUGAUGAUAUUUAUAUGGACCUUCCAUAAGUAUUUCAAAGCCAAGGGGAGACAAGGUCUAAAACAAGCUCCAAGACAGUGGAAUGCCAAGUUGUGUGAGGCACUUUUCAACAACAAGUUUCAUCAGAGUCAGUAUGACCAUUCAUUGUUCACCAAAAAGAUAGAACAAGGGAUAAUCACAGUGGUGGUUUAUGUUGAUGACAUGCUAGUGACAGGAGAUAAUCUUGAGCAAAUCCUAGAAACUAAAUCUGCUCUUCACAAGGCUUUCAAAAUGAAGGAUUUAGGGGAGUUGAAGUACUUCCUUGGGAUUGAAUUUGCAAAAGCAAAUGAAGAUAUUGUCAUGCACCAAAAUAAAUAUGCACUAGAGUUAAUCUUAGAAACUGGUUUAAGUGCAGCUAAACUAGCAAUCACACCUAUGGAUACUACUAUCAAGCUGACAACUAAAGAAUAUGAUGAACAUUGCAAACACUCCACAGAACAAGGAAACGAAUACACAGAUCAAAAUGAUGAAGAGCUGGCUGACAUAGGAGCAUAUCAAAGAGUUAUAGGAAAACUACUAUAUUUGACUGUCACUAGGCCUGACAUUUCCUACAGUGUACAGAAACUAAGUCAGUUUCUACAACAUCCAAAAUAG